AUGGGAAAAGCUACAGCUGAUGAUAUAGUGAUGACAGAGGUGUUUGCAGAUGCAGAGCAUGACCUUGGAGAGAUUGGGGGUGACAAUGGUGUAGAUGAAUUUGCAAUGUCAGAUACAAGCAAUGAAGAAAGAAACAACUCACAAAAACAUCCACUGAAACAGUCCCGCAGUGCCCAAGUAGAGGCAAGAAAUGCAACACUGCAGAUAAUUAAAACUGUUGUGUGCAUCAGUAUCAUUCUGCAGAGCUCAAAUGAAAGAUGCAACUACUUACAAGGUCUCCUUGGCAUAUUCUUCCACUUGAUGAGUGUUCCGCAAAAGGUUAUUGAUGUCCUGGCACACAUGGGAUUAUCAAUCAGUGUCAUAUCAAUCCACAAUGUGAUACACUCAAUGUCCAAAGAAAUUGCAGCUAACAUCAAGCAAGGCAUUGAUAAUCCCAAUGCACUAUGCUGCUUGGCGACAUUAUGGGCUGCUGAUUCUCGUAACCCUGCACCUUCAACAAUAGCUGUUGAAAUUAAUGAAUUUGACAUGCUAAAACAUCACAUCAACGACACUUACAGCAGGCCUAAACCAGGCAAGCAUCUCAGCCCACGACUCACUGCCUUUGCAUGGCAUGUACAAGAUAUUCUUGUCCAACAUGGCUAG
This is a messenger RNA of Suillus paluster, 642 nucleotides long. RefSeq lists its product as uncharacterized. Lineage: Eukaryota; Fungi; Basidiomycota; Agaricomycetes; Boletales; Suillaceae. The record is from RefSeq and is a predicted model, not a curated record. The coding region runs from base 1 to 642 and encodes 213 amino acids. The transcript is spliced from 3 exons.